UGUGGCGUAUCGUGCGAAGAUGGCGAGUAUAGAGGUGUCCCUGGGCGCGGCGGGCGCUCGCCGCCGCAGUGCCGGCAGCCGGGAGUUGGAGGCCCUGCGCGGAGCCCUCGCCGACAGAGAUACGCUCAUCAACAAUUUAAAGAAGCAGCUAAGCGCGUCACUGAGUGCGGCCCGGCUGGCGGCGCAAUCGGUGUCUCCCGCACCGGCGCGAGGUCUUCGUGAGGAGAGUCCUGCAACCCUGGCCCCGGAGGAACGUGCCGCCCUGGAGCAGCGCGCAGCAGCCGUGCGGGCUGAGCUGGACACCCGCCGGGCGCAUAUCCUGGACCUGAGGAGACGGCUGGACCAGACACAUGUUACAGACAAUAUCGACACCCGCAUCGAGCAGGCAGAGCUGCAGUACCAAGUGGGCCGCGAGGAGCUGGAAGUGCUGACCCUGGGGGAACAGGCACGGGCUCUAUCUCACCUCAUCGAGCAGGCAGACGCUGCGGCCGCCAGGAACCAUCGAGCUACACUUUACAGCACGGUGCGUGAAUGUGGCGGUGACGCAGCGCUGGUGAUCGCAGAGGCGCGUGAGACGACGUACAGUGCUGUGCAGCGCGGCGCCGGAGUCGUGCUGGAGUGGGCCGACCACCCCGCGCUGCGCUCCGGAGACAGAGUGUUGGAAGUAAACGGCACCAGUGUGUUGUGCUGUAGCCUGGAGGAGUUCCACCGCGCGGCCUCGUGUGCGGCACCCGCGCGGCUCGCACUGCUGAGGGCGGCGCCCCCCGUGACUCCGCCCAUUACACAUAACGAGGCGGUGUUACUACGUACCGAAUUAGAGAAACUAAAGACCGCAGCCGUAGAGGCAGAGAAGACCAAAGAAGGAUUGAGAACGGACAACACGCGGCUCACGCACAGAAUAUCAUAUCUAGAAGAACAGGUCUCCGAACUACUGGCCAGGCACACUCAGGUGCAUUCCUCCAACAGUAGCGACAGCUGCAUCACAGUCAACAAAACAAAGAAGAAUGUAACCAACAUCAACAUAACAUCAGAACCGCUCAACACAAGCAAGCAGAGUCCCAAGUCCGAGGUGCAAGUGUUUCAGAAAGGUCCCGACAUCACCGCCAUCGUCGCCAAGCUGCCAGGACUGGAUGGUCCCGAAGCGAACUUGCCCGUGAUGCGGCCGCGCUCCAACGGCUCCGGGGCGUCGUCGCGGGUGCUACCCUCGCCGCGUACGUCACCGGCACCGCAGCACAGGGCUCACAGCUCGCACAGUCUGGACCACCGCGCAGGCCGCGGGCGACACUCGCUGCCACAGCACUGCGGCGCCGCAGCGGAUUACAGCGCCGAGACCGACGCCGCCAUCAGAAUGAUCGAAAGAAACCAAAGACACAUGGAAAAGCAGCGCUUAAGAACGGAGAAACAACGCUCCAAAGUAGAUGACCGAUUCCGAUCCGAUAGCGAUUUGGAUCGAAAGUCGUGGAGUUCUUGUGAUCCAAGACCAACUAACCAGAAAGCGUCCGAGAGAAUAGAAGAAAGCAUUAAGAAAACCAACUGGGCUGAAAGAAAAACGCUCUCUAUUAUUGAACAACUGAAACGGUCUCAACGCCUACGUAAGUUAAAAAAGAAUGAAAGCAGCGAAGAUAUUCAAGUAGAAUCCGACCGGCAGUACGUGCACAACAGGAUCGACGGGAAGGUUAUAGAAAACGCGCACAAAUCUCGUAGGUCCUCCAAGUUGUACUCGAGGAGUGCUAAGUCUUCUGAAUUCGAGUCGGAAUGUUCAGACUACCCGAACGGCGACAUCUACAGCAGCUCACCGAGGCUGGACUACGGCUCCGAAAGCUAUUCCAGGCUGAGUCACUAUAAAAAAAGUGACGAGACGGACGAGGGCAAGUAUCGACCGACUCCGCCCAGGAAACCGUUGAGGCUGUCUCUACAUAAAGCUAAGAGCGCUCAUUCUUUGAUGAAUGGAAGUGAAUCAGAGACUCCAAGCAGACCGCCGUUGGGCCAGGGUGUGCAGGAGUCGUCGGGUAAAAGGCCGGGGAAGAGGUCGCACGGCGCGGACAGGUGGGCGCGGGAAUGUAGCCGCGAGGGCGUGCGAGCUACGCCCCGGCCCGGCCGUCGUGCGGCGCCCACCCUCACCACGUGCGAGGCGCCCGCCGCCGACCGCCUGUAUCCCGACACGCUACCCCCUGCGCGGUCGAGCGGCUCGCUCUCCAAAUGGUGCUAGCCACACGUAAAAUAAUCCAUGGAAAUCAUGACCCAAAAGAAAACUGAACACUUGAAUUUAAUCCCAUAUAUUUAGUUUAAAGCCUGUUAUUCCCUAACUGGGAUUCUUCAGUUUGUGUAAAAUUGUUCAAAUUGGCACGACCUAAAGUAUUAACACGGGCGAUUGACUCUCGUACGACCAGUCAAAUAAGUCGUAGCUGUCUCCUACUGUACAUAAUGUAUAAACUGUAGUGCACCCACCGUAGAUACUUAACUAAGUUAUAUUUAUUAAAAUAUUUUCCACA
Messenger RNA from Leptidea sinapis, 2492 nucleotides. RefSeq lists its product as uncharacterized. The transcript is spliced from 8 exons. Bases 20 to 2209 code for a protein of 729 amino acids. The record is from RefSeq and is a predicted model, not a curated record. Lineage: Eukaryota; Metazoa; Arthropoda; Insecta; Lepidoptera; Pieridae.